AUGACCGAUGCACCAUCACCACUCUCCGAUUCCCGAUCCAAGAUCACUCAUACCAGCCCUCUCACCAGCCAUUCUCUCAGUGUAAGGGCAGCCACAAGACGAUUCAAGAAACGCACCACCGUGGCAUCCCUCGGACGCUCCACUAUGCCUUAUGCUUUUCACUCCAACCACCGGUUUCUCUUCCGCACACCCAAACCUUUUGAACUGGGAAAAAAGAUUGAUUUUCUUUCUUGCCUGCCUUUUGAACUCGCCACACACAUUCUUUCCUUUUUGGACAUGCAAUCACUGAUUGCUGUGUCGUCUGUGUCUAGAACAUGGUUCAGUCUGUAUCGAGCCAAUGAUAUCUGGAAACACCGCAUGUGGGAGAUGCAAUGGUCCGUUAAUUUAUCCCCUGAAGUUGCCUUGGCUCAGCAGAUCGACUGGUAUCACUUAUACAAACAGCGCUAUCAACUUGAACGACGUUGGAUACAGGGCAAAGUCGUUACCCACUAUCUGAUUGGCCACAUUGACAGUGUCUAUUGUCUACAAUUUGAUGCGGAAAAAAUUAUUACCGGCAGCCGCGAUCGAACCAUCAAAUUUUGGGAUAUGGCCACCUACCAGUGUGUGCGUACAUUGCAAGGUCACGAUGGAAGUGUGCUGUGCUUGAAAUACAAGGACGAUUUCAUGAUUUCCGGAUCCUCCGACACCACCAUCAUUGUCUGGGAUAUGCGUACGGGCGAACCUAUCCGCCGAUUGACUGGUCACACUGCAGGUGUACUUGAUGUUUGUUUCGAUCAUCGUUAUAUCAUCAGCUGUUCCAAGGAUACCAGUAUUCGGAUAUGGGAUUUCAACACGGGCGCUCUGUUGCGUACCAUUACCGGUCAUCACGGUCCAGUCAAUGCCUUGCAGUUGUGCGGAAACAAUAUUGUAUCUGCCUCGGGUGAUGCGCUGAUCAAAAUGUGGGACGUCACCACGGGCGCCUGUAUACGCGAAUUUGCUGGCCAUACGCGUGGUUUGGCAUGUGUUCAGUACGAUGGCCGACGUAUCGUCAGCGGAUCCAACGAUCAAACAAUCAAAGUCUGGGAUGCAGAGACCGGUGAAUGUCUAAUGAAUUUCUUUGGCCACACAGACUUAGUUCGUACACUACAUUUUGAAAAGGACAAGAUCGUGAGCGCCAGUUAUGAUCAAAGUAUUCGUGUGUGGGAUAUGAAGACGGGAGCAUGUUUACUCAAUUUCCAGAGCGGGCAUUCCAGCUGGGUUCUUGAUGUUCAUUUUGACAAAAAUCGCAUCGUGAGUGCGAGUCAUGACCAGCGCGUCUUGAUCAUGGACUUUUCCCAAGGGCUGGAUACGCAUUGCUUUUCCUAA
Molecule: messenger RNA, 1344 nt
Organism: Radiomyces spectabilis
Lineage: Eukaryota; Fungi; Mucoromycota; Mucoromycetes; Mucorales; Radiomycetaceae
Product: WD40-repeat-containing domain protein
Exons: 7
Coding region: 1-1344 (447 amino acids)
Molecular function (GO): protein binding
Source: RefSeq, a predicted model, not a curated record